Molecule: messenger RNA, 3086 nt
Organism: Paramuricea clavata
Lineage: Eukaryota; Metazoa; Cnidaria; Anthozoa; Malacalcyonacea; Plexauridae
Source: the annotation of a GenBank genome assembly
AUGCAAGCUAUUUUGGACCUUGGGCAACUGCAAACUUAUAAGGAAGGGAUAAAAGAAGAUGUUGUAAUUGGAUGGUUACGAGGUAGCAAAAGAGAUACAUUCUCACUACCCGAACUUCAGAAGCUCAUGGAAAAUACACGAACAUAUUCUGCUGGUUCUAAGCAAAUUGAAGAUAAAGGGUCUCAGGGUUGGUGGUCAAUACUGCUACGACAAGCAAUUAAUUUGGACUAUGUAGACAUAAAAUUUAACAUUACGAGAUGCAAAUCAUUUACCAGAUUAUGGAGGCAGUACAGAGUUACCGAGAAAGGAAAGCAGUUUUUAGAUGCUCUACACGAUCCAUUCUGAAUCCAGCAAAAAAUCCACUAAGUGACAAAAUAAAGCGAAAGGAGAAUGCAACCCGAAAAAGAAGCGGAAGAGGGCAUCAUCAUCUUCCAAAAAUAAAGGAAUGCCUCAAUAAAUCGGAGAAUUGGGUCAACUUAACAAGUAUAGACCAAUAUGAAUUCCCAGGAUUCGAGUCAGGCACACAGAAUUUGCAAACAAGCUUUUCAUUCGUGGAUGAUUGUAGAAAGCUGACUUUUGCAGCAAAUACUCGGCCCCAUUUUAUUUGGGAGGAUAAUCAGUUGUCGAAACGAGGAACGCAAACAACGAAGCACAGCAUAAAUACAGACGGUGUGGAUACCUUACUGAAUGUGAGACGAGGACCUUGUGAAGGUGUUAAAAAGUGCGCUGGUCCUGACUGUACCUACGCUGUGUCAAACAGACAAAAAUUUAAUCGAUGCAUACACCACAAAGGUGACUUUUCUCUAGUUUCAACUGGACCAUGUCCUGCGCACAUGGUUUACAUAUGGCCGUGUAGCGACGAUGGAAAGCGAUGGGUUGGUAUUGUACCAGGCACUCAACAUAAUCACGGUAAACCAGCUCCGCAUGUCAUGUCAAGCAAAGUCAAAGAGGACAUUCAAAGGGUUGUAUCUAACGAUAGUACUUAAACUACUAAGGAUAUUAUGAAAGGACUUGGAAUUGGUUAUGUUUCCGCCGAAGCUAGUGCACCUGCAGCUAACGCUGAUCGUGUCAGGAAGGAAAGGAAAAUCGCACUUGGCAAGUUGAUGUCUGUUCAUAAAGAACUACGUCCACCAGAUGAGGUUCUUUGUUUUGACAAAAUUCGAAAGAAAGUGGAAAGCAAACAGUUGUACGAUGACAGCACGAAUAUCAGCGAACAAGUGAACCGAAUGAUGGGACAAUACCAAAUGGAAGGAUGCGAGUACAUUUUCACACCCAGUAGGAAGUACGCUUUCUUUAUGGCUCCAUUUCAGUCAGCUCUUUUGAGUACAGCUGUGACUUACACGGGAAACGAGUCUUUUCCAUACCUUUUGAACGUUGUAACUUUAAAUGAACAAACGUGUGUGUAUAACGCGGUAUCACGAGUGCUAUGCAGCAGACAAGACAGCGAAAGUUAUGCAAAUUCAAUAACAAAAAUGUUUGAAAAGGUUACAAAAGAUCACGCUCAUUUAAUUUUUCGAAUGGCCGUAAUUUAAGGUCUAUACUUGUGGAUUUCGACGAUGCUCAAUAUAAGGGAUUGCAACAAUGCUUGGGCGAAGAGCUAGCAAAAAAAGUAAUCCGGGGAUGCAGUGUCCACUGGCAACGGUCAGUUAACCGAGUAUGUAAACUCGCUUGCCAGAGUGAAGAUGAAAUUCGUGUGUUCAAAGCUUUAGCUAAGAAAAUUGAAGAAGAGCAAAACAAAGAUAACGUUUUGCUCAUUUUCGACGUGCUUUCAGGAUCUAGAACAUUACAAGACGCAAGGCAGUUUGUCAAAGAAGACCUACUAUCAGAACUUGACAAAAUUGACAACCAUAAUUGGACAAGACUUAAGCACUGGAGUAAAUGGUGGUGUCGGGUGAAUCAUCUUACAAUGUUUACAAGGGCGUUUAUGGAAAUGAAAGAGAAAGAUUGGGAACAAGGGCCAUGUACCACAAAUCCAGUCGAGUCUUUGAACAGACAAUCUUUACAGGAAGGUUGUACUAUUAUUCAAGCUUUGAUGGAAAAUAUUUACCUCGAAGAUCGGCCUGCAUGUUGUAAAAACAGCAGCUUGCAAAGAUAACGUAACAACAUCAUACAAAGCAUCACCUAUUAAACCGAAAAAACAAACGAAAGCGCACAAGUGUUGGCAAUUCAAAAGAUGAAGGUCCACCGGAUAAACGCAGACAUCUGCUUUCCAAUAAAAGGAUGCCGAGUGGACGAACUUUGAUCAAUCGUCUCAUUGAAGUGGAAUAUGACGAAAAGGACAAAUCAGGAAAGGUAACAAAGUAUUGGGGUUGGUGUAAGGGACAGAUAAUGGCGUAUCGAAAGAAUGCAGGGUACUUGGUUAAAUUUGCAGAUAUAAUAGACACUAAUGGAAAUGUUGCUGAAGGGUGGUCGGACUGGAUAGAAGAUUUAAAGAGUAAUGACGUCCGUCUAAUAGAUAAGUGAAUUAGCAUUUGCAUGUUAACAGUUUGGUAGUUGAGUUGACGUUCUAUUUUCCUGUUAAACAAAGUAUUUAAAAAAUAAGGCGUUACCCAGUUUUACAUGCAAGAACCCUGAAUCCAGGCACUCGGGUAUAUAUUAUACCCUAUGCACUAUAUUUUCUUGGAGAUAAACUUAAUAUGCAUGGUGUUUUUACAUGUUAAAUUUACCGGAAGUAACUUCAAAUAUAGCAUUUUUGUCGCGAUAAACUGAUUAGCAUUGCCUUACUCAAUAUCACUUUUGUUUAAUUUAUUAAAGGUCCAGACACACCGGAUGCGAUUCGACCACGCGACGCGAUUUUUCGAUUUCACUGACCGAUAACUUUGAUCCUAGUUUAAAUUUAGUUCCAAAUGUUUAGAAGCGUUAUGACAUUUUGAGUUAUUUGGUCUACAAAUUUUUAAAAUUUGCUCUCAUUGGCUGUUUUAUUAACUUUCAAAAACUAAAAAAUCGCAUUGCGUUGUCGAAUCGCGUCCUGACCUUAACAUGCAGCCAAAAGGGACAUCAAGGUGAAGUUUUUCUCCAAGAAAAUAUAUUGCAUUUUGUCUUACAAAAGUGUACUGAAUACAGCGAAACCCACCAUAAAAGAACUA